Messenger RNA from Python bivittatus (Burmese python), 4226 nucleotides. Lineage: Eukaryota; Metazoa; Chordata; Lepidosauria; Squamata; Pythonidae. The record is from RefSeq and is a predicted model, not a curated record.
GUUAGGAUACAACAGUUUAAGUCCAACCAUCUGAAAUUGCACUUCCCAACCGAAUGCAUUGUACAUUAUGGUUCAUGUCAACUUGUUUAGAAAAUGGAUGUUCGGCAUUCUGGCCUUUGUUUUGGUUGUGACUGUUUGUCUGUGGAAGGAAACACGGAAAGGAAUUUACAUCUCCGUAACAACAGAAAGCCAAACUGAUAAUCUGCAAGUGAAGCUGUGGAAAUGGAUUUCGAUGAAACCAAGAAUGGACCAGAAUAAAACUGUCAAUGGCACAAGCAAAGUCACUUUGUCCAGCAAAGAAUCCCAGGCUAAAGUUAAUAAUACUGAACCUAAACCCAAUGAAAUCAAAGUCUGGAACAAAGAUAGUUCCUCCCAAGGUCUUCACCCUAGGCUCCAAAUGGCAAGAAAGAAUUACUUAAAAAUGAACAAAUAUCAUGUGAAAUACACUGGACCGAAGUAUACUGCUAAACUCAGCCCAGAACAAGUGUUGUGCCAGCUUCGGAAAAAACUAGACUUUAGGAUGAUAACUGCAUCUGAUGGCCCCUUUAAUACAACUGAAUGGGAGACAUACUUGCCUAAGAAAAAUAUCAGCAUGGAACUGGGCAAGCUAGGUCGAUGUGCAGUUGUAUCCUCUGCAGGAUCUAUGAAGCAGUCACAUUUGGGGGCAGAAAUAGACAGCCAUGACGCAGUCCUGCGGUUUAAUGGGGCCCCUACAAAGGGGUUUCAGGUGGAUGUUGGUGAGAAAACUACAUUACGUCUUGUUAAUUCUCAGCUUAUUACUGUUGAAGAAAAGAAGUUUAUUACAGAUGUACAGUAUAACUUUGGAACCAUUAUUGUGUGGGAUCCAUCACCAUAUCAUGCAAAUAUUGAUGAGUGGUUUCGGAAACCCGACUAUUAUUUCUUUGAAAGCUACAAGCAUUAUCGGAAAAGACAUCCCAAGCAGCCUUUUUAUAUCCUGAAUCCAUUCAUGCAGUGGCAACUCUGGGAUAUCCUCCAGGAGAAUUCACCAGAGGAUAUUCAGCCAAAUCCACCUUCUUCUGGCAUGCUUGGCAUUGUUCUUAUGAUGAACUUUUGUGAUGAAGUGGAUGUUUAUGAGUUUCUCCCCUCUAAGAGGCAAACAGACAUUUGCCAUUAUUACCAGAAAUUCUUUGAUCAAGCUUGCACACUGGGUGCCUACCACCCACUGCUCUUUGAAAAAAAUAUGGUGAAGCACCUUAAUCAAGGCACAGAUGAAGAUAUUUACAAUUAUGGGAAAGUGACUUUACCAGGCUUAAGGAAGGCACAAUGUUAGGAGUGUGAAACCCAUAUUCUGGGUUUGGAAGCCUGUCUUGAAUCACAAGGCACUUUAAUUUUUGAAAGUAAGGGUUGAAGGGACCUGUCAAGAAAUUAACAGGUUAUUAACAAUGAGCAUUUCUUCCAUUCAAUUUGCCUUAAUUCAGGACUGCAACAUGUGCCAGAGACAUACAUCACAUUCAGCAGAAUGUGUUUCCCAGAUGAGUGCCGAGAAUGUAAUUACCCAACAUGAUUACAGAAAUACAAUGAUAACUCUGAUUCUCAGAAAUUCAUUGGCUUGUGUCUAAUUUUUGUGACUGAAUUAAAAAGAAAAUGAAUGGGCAGUUAUUGCUUCAGAGCAGACACCGAAAGCUUCUAGAUGAGGCUUCCACAUUUUAGAAACAAUCCAGUGAUGGAGGAACCAGGGUUUCUGUGCCUUGUUAUCAGACUUGUGUCUGUUCUGGACUGUUCAGAUGCCAAUAUCAGGAUAUGAUCCAAGAGGACAAUAUUGUGAGCAAGAAUAUAUGGAUUUAGAGAGCCGUUUGUAAGGCCAUGGCUCCCGGCAAUGAGCUCAAGGCUUUAUCAAGACAUUUUGCAAUCCAAAGUAAAGAACAAGAUGGCUUUUCUUUCCAUACUUUAUCCAAAAGUUAGUCCUCCAGUGCUCUUAAAGGUAGCAGAGUAGUGUAGCAGGCAUAGGGUAUGCCACUUUCCAACAUCUUGCUGCUGCUAGCCAUCAGCAUUUACUACUGAAGUGAUUGUCCCAUUCUGUAGGACCAAUUCUGGAGAAGUUGAAAAAUGCUGCUCCAAAUUAGAUGUUGCAGAUACUAUAAAUGGUGCCAAAUUCUGUUGAAUGCCUGAUAUGCCAAGAUACUUCCAAUAUUACUAAAAUAAACCCAGUAUUAAAAAUUGGGAAGCAAUCUAUACAAACCUAACUGGAUCCAUCUUCUCUACAUGUAAUUAAAGAUGGAGCCAUGAAAAGUAUGCUACAAUAAUUGCUUUUUUAAUGUUUGUUUCCAGAGUAUGUAUUGCAGCUAAAGACUUUUUCCACAAUAUGAUAGUCUGGAUAAUUUUCAUAAUACAGGUGUUUUCAUAGAAUUAGUGUUGAAAGAGACCAAAACUCAACUAAUACUGUAACCUUAGACAGGAAUGAUGCUAUUUUUCACUUAUGCAUAUUCACAUACACAGUCAUAUAUACCCAAUACAGUAGUUCCUCUGAGCACAUGCACCAAGCUGUUUAAUUUUGGCUAAUUCAUCUGAAAGAACUAAACAGCUUAGAUUAUAAUGUGUUGUGACAACUUGUAAGUCACUUUCCAAACUGAAAUGUUGGCAGGGGUGCCGUUUUUGUCAUGCAUGGUUUUCCACGGAUUAUUUCCCCUGUUCUGCAUCCUCUUAAUUUCAGUGAGGAAAACACUGGCAUGAGAGGCUAUCCUGAGUCCUAUCUGAUGAAUGGAAAAGCUGUAGAUCUAAAAACUCUCCUCCAACCACUAUUUCAGGGCCUAUAACUGAGAGGAACAUUGUUGUUGGUAUAAUUACACCUGCAGUGCUUUUUGCAUCCAUAAUUGAUACUUCAAAAUGAUCACACCUCCUUUUAUCAAAAGAGAAGCAUUUUCAUCCAUCCUGGACACCCAAUGAAUUUUUCAACAGGAUUACGUUGUAUCUGUUCACCAUGCCACUGUUUAAAAUAUGCUAUAAAGGGGUUUUUUUUGCCUUUCUUAGGCUGUUCUUUGGUAUUCUGCCUUUGUGCAAGUAUCUUCACAAUGAUAGGUAUGAAAGGGCUACUUUUGGUAUUAUUUAUGAAAUAAUUUGCUACUUUAACUUUAAAACUGUUCUGUUAAAAGAAAAACAAAUGUAUUCAUAUAAUGUUGACGGUGCAGCUAAUCUUAUGUUUUUCAGGAGAAAAGAGUAUUCUGACACAUUAUGAUUACAAUGAUAACAUUAUAGUCAUGCCAUAGAACUACACUGGCCAAUCUUUUACCUGGUUAUUGUGCCAUCCUUAUUCUAGCUGGAUUUUGGUGGCAUGGCUUUCCUUACAUAUGCUACCAGAAUGUAGCCCAUGAAAGGGAGGCAACAUCCAUUUGAAAAACUGUGUGGUUCGUGAAAUAAUGAGUCCCUCAUAAGAUUCCAAUUCAUCAUCAGCUUUAAGUACCGCAUGUAAUUAUACAUAACAAAGUUUAAGAUUUUGAGGAAUACAGAUGCAAUUGGUAGGAGGUGACAUCUGCAUUUCAACUUCUAAUUAAUUUACUUGUGUAUAUAAAACCAACUGGAUAAGCACCAACCACUGAUAAGGAUUUUUUUUCUCUUACAUUAAUCCAGAUACAUGUAUUUGAAUUUCUUUAGGCAGAUCAUUGUCUGGUUUUCCACGUAUGUUAAUAAUAUGAAGGGGAGAUAACAGACGUUCCCCAGAUACUGAAGAGAUAUCUGCGGGGGCUGGACAAAAUAGCCAUCCCCACCUAAAAUUUGGAUAAUUGGAGCAAGCUUUCAUUGUACAUUCUUUCUACAUGAAAUGGUGUCAUGUGAAUCACCCCACCCAGCCACAGCAGCUGAAACAGGAAACAUUACUAUAAUAACUCCUGCUUAACCAGUUUUACAUACCUGAACAAUGUUAAGUUUUCUAAAAUCAUAUGAAGACAGUGAUGUCAUUCAAUAAUGUACUAUUUUUUAAUAGACUUGGAUGAAAAAAAAACUACUCUUAAGAUCCAAAUCCCAGCCAAUAUUAAAUAUUUUCAUUUUUGCUCCAGAAUGAAAACACGUGGAAUAAGAAGUGCUUUGCAUUCAGGGGUGUUUCUUUACCACUUUUAUAUGUAGAGAAUUGUUUUAUUAAGAAAUGUUUGCAUUUUUUUCAAGUCUGAUUUGUCUGAUUUGUCUGAUUUGUUAACAAUGAUCUUUAAAAUAAUUUGAAAUAACUCUGAAGGACCCAAAGAUGUAAAAUCUGUAAUAAAAAUUUUGUAAAGUCA